This is a messenger RNA of Chara braunii, 2987 nucleotides long. The record is from the annotation of a GenBank genome assembly. Lineage: Eukaryota; Viridiplantae; Streptophyta; Charophyceae; Charales; Characeae.
CCCUGCGCUCCGUCCUUGUUUCUUGAUUAAUUUCUUCUGUUGUGUUUUCUCUUCUCCUCGCCUCGCCAGUUUUCUGGUGUCGCCCUUGUUCCUUCACGACAUCUCCACGCCUAGUCCGAAUUGCGAAUCAUCACUGCAUGCGUGCAACACCUUGUUCCUUCACGACAUCUCCACGCCUAGUCCGAAUUGCGAAUCAUCACUGCAUGCGUGCAACACCUGCUCCAUCCGUCGAGCUUGCUUGCAUGCGAUUCACCUUAGUCCGGGCUCUGCACUUCCACGCUUUGCCAGGUCACCGCACGCGGCCGGGCCCAUGCGACCAGCCCGCACGACCCGCUAUGGUGCUUCACGACCUUGCUCCGCCCCACAGCUUGCCCACGGUUGCCGACUCCCAAUCGGCGAUGGCGCAGUGCACCGAGCUGCACCGGCGUCCACCGUCGCGUGUUUCAAAGAGCUGCCUCGUCCCCCGCAGUUUUGCCCUGCGGCAGUUCAGCGCUACCGGCGCAGAAUCCCGCGGAAGGACCCUUUCCCCCACCGCCCUCCCACCCAGUCUUCCCCGCCCCAACUCGUUGUUACGUUAGGGUUCUCAAGCUUAUGACGGCAGUUUCAGCGCCCCCUUCACCCAUGGGGAUCAAGUACUCCCUGGCCAAGUGGGCGGCUGCACCAAUCUUCUCCUUCAGGCUCGUUUCAAGCUUUUCAUUUGCACUGAUUCCUUUCGUACCUCCACUGUCCGUUGAAUUCUCCAUGGCCCGGAGCGACGAUUUCGUGUAUACCAACAGCCACCUGCACACUUGGAUCUCGGAAGCUGUUCUGAUGGAUCAGACUCCAUCCGUUGAGGAGAUGCUCGAAGACCAUUUUGUGGAGGAAACCGCCGAUGAGACUACCCCGGAGGACUUUCUUGAAGGUAAUCAGCUGGAAUGUAAAUAGGCUACGAAUCUGCCUGCAUCUGUUCAAUCGGUCUACUUACGGUUUCAGUGUACAUCUCGUCGGGUCAUAGCACGAUUAUUUUCGAGGAGCGGCUGUCUCUUUCUGUUGAUGGCGCACUCUGUGUGUGUUUAUAUGUAUAAGUACUUGCGCAUAUAUCGGCUUGGGCAAGUGGGGGAUCUCUGGGAAUGCCGACUGAGUUGUCUGGGUAUUCACGAUACUGAGAGAUGCUAGAAAAAGCCGCGAUCGGAGGAGUGAGUACUGUUCCUCGUGCUAUUGGGUGGCAGGAUGUUUUGCGCUCUGUUGAGUAAUCAUCUGACGGGCAUAGGAUUGAUGCCACUGGCUGAUGUAAAUAUGGGGACAAUAUCCAGAGCAUUUCGUGAAGAGCAAAAUUAUGGGGAAGGAGAAUACUGAGGAUCAUAUCGCACGGCCAGCAGAUGAGCAGAAUUGAAAGGACAGGGGGCGGCUUGGCGGAUGAGAGGGCGAAAUUAGUGCGAAGAGGCUAUGACACUAUCCCCAAACUCAGAGAUCGACGGCGCUAUGCUCGAGUACAUGGAGCCAGUGCGCAGGACAUUCGUGAUCCGUUCUUUGCUUACCUAAUUGUUGCUUAAGCCCUGCUGUUUUACGAGCUGUUCGGGGUUUGUCGGGUUCUUUUUUAUUUUUCAAUUCCUGACGUGUUUCUCUGAAAAUUCCUUUGAAAUGUGCUCUGAGUAAUAACCAGGGGACUUGGCAUCGGAGAUAUCAAUACUAUUGUAUGAGUUAGGCUGUUCGGUGCCUGCUUGCUGUCGCUAUGAUGGAUGGUUUUUGCUUCUCACCUAGAUGUGAUUGACCUUUUGUUGCUCUGUUAGCACUUCGUCUAUCGAACCAAAAAAAUGGUUAGCUCAAUCUCUCGGCCGUAAGUACCUUUUUGCAGCUUGACAACUGUGCUUUUUCGAGAUGACAGGUUAGCUGUGCAGUAACGCUGUUCAGAAGUAGCCUGGGGCUCAGAACUCAGCCCCAGGAAACGCAGACCUGAGUUGGUCUGUGCUGCGCCGUGUGACCAAGACACGCCCAGGCUUGAGUCUGUCGAGCGUGGCUGUGUGACCGGACGCUGCACACAGGAAAUUCAAGAGUCAAUGGCAACUGUAGAAUCAAAGGUACCGCACCCAGGCCCUUGGUUGGAUACACUCACUUGUUGUGCGCAGGUACCCAGACAGCAUCCAGGCCGGAGGGAAUUUGGUUUCAAGCCAAUCUGGGCCCUCGUUCGCAUUGAGAUCUGGACGGCUGAGGGAUACAGCAUCCGGGGUCCAGACCCCGCGUGAACACUACAUAAGAAGCUGACUUCCUGGCUUUGACAUUCAUUCUGUCUUGCGUUGAUGCUGACUUCACGCGUUGACUUCAAUGCUGGCUCGACGCUGCGACGCUGGCAUUGUGACUUGGCGAGGCGCUGCUAGUCCGGCAUGGUGGCCAGCUUGCUCCUGUCUUCUUGGCUUGCUGACGUGGCAGCUGCCAUGCGCUAUCGCUGAUGUGGCUGCUGCCACGUGUAUCAUUGGCUGGCGUGGCUGCUGCCACGUGUUCUAUGGCUGGGACAACGUAAUCGGCAUUGCUGUUCUGUUUCGUCGUCACUUCAGGAGGAGAUCAGGACUGUGGAGAGUUCGAGGAUACGUACCUGGUGGUCUUCAUGUCGACAUUGCUCCAGAUGCUGAUGUGGAACUGAUUAGACGCGCCACGUGGCACAUUGAGGAUACUUCAGAUACUCGUUCAGACUACUGAUUAUUGAGGUGGUAGUGAAGGAGGGAGGCCGAAGCAGGAGUGGGCAUUGUACUUCCUCUCCUUUGCCUCUUCAUCCUCCUCUCUCUUCGUCUGUGUAUGAUUACCUCAUCCCAUUCUGUCUGGUUACGAUUUUGACUAUUAGUAAUCAUCAGCCGAUGGACAUUUAUCUGGGCUUGCAUUGUUGACAACUGUCUUCACGAUCUGGGUUCAUUGCAGCUGUACUUGCGGUCGUGGAGUAUAAUUGUAGUUACUUGAACUCGUUCUGUAUAUUGGCAUUGUUUGGGGGACAUUGUAGCACGUAUUGCUGAAAGUGU